Messenger RNA from Emys orbicularis (European pond turtle), 4327 nucleotides. It is a transcript of the gene CEP162, whose product is annotated as centrosomal protein 162. Gene Ontology annotation, biological process: cilium assembly. Gene Ontology annotation, cellular component: centriole; axonemal microtubule; centrosome. The transcript is spliced from 26 exons. Lineage: Eukaryota; Metazoa; Chordata; Testudines; Emydidae. The record is from RefSeq and is a predicted model, not a curated record. Bases 17 to 4327 code for a protein of 1436 amino acids.
GUUUGAGCUGCUGACUAUGGCUCAUCGGUUUUCAAAAGCAGAACUAGAUGAGCAGUUUGAACAGUUUCUGAAGGAGUCUCUUUCAGAUGAUUCAUUUGAAAAUUCAAAGAAAAAAUCCACCAUUCUUGAGACACUGGGACAGCCCAGGAGAAAGGAAUUGAAGAAGAAAGAUCCUGUGCCAUGGUGGAUAUCCGAGGAUGAUUCUGAUGAUGGCGGAAUGCUAGGGACAAAUGGAAGCUUUCUCAAGUCACAAAAGGAUUCCCAUCCUAUUAUGGAGGUGGAUGAGGAAGCUCACACAGGAAAAAUGCACCUCCAAAAAAGUGAUGGCGUUUCUAUAUCCUUAAGUAGAGACAGCCUGGAACCUGAUGAUUCAGUUGUGGCUUCUGGACCCAAUCAAAGUAUUUUGGGAGCUGGAUUGGAUACUUUGGAAGAACAAGAAGAAAGAGAGAGAUUCUUUGCUAAACUUGAAAAAGGAGCUUCAUAUACCAUUGAUUAUUCAAGAUUAAACAAAGAGCUGGACUCAAAUGAUUCUAUAUUACUAGCAGCAUUUGCCUGCAAUGAACAAAAUGUAGAACAAGUGGAAGAUGAAUCUAAACAUGAAGAGAAAUGUGGCAAUUAUAGUGAAGAUUUUGAAGAUGAGACUGAAUCUAAUUAUCCUUCUAAAAAUGAAGAUAACCAAGUUGAGCAAACUGUCAGAUCAGAUGCUGAUUUAAGUAUUCAAGGACAGGAUGAAAAGACUGGCAUGCUGGCUAAAGUUGUGUUGCUUGAUUCACAAGACUCCACCAUGGAAACCCAAAAGGUCAUUGAACAGCAAGAUGCAGCAGUGACUGAACAUCAGACACCUGAAGUCACUAAGGAUGAAAUAAAUGGAACUGCAGGUAUUUCCUAUGGACAAACUAACAGUGAUAUUGAAGCAUUGCAGCAGGCCUAUUGUCAUAUUGAUCAGUCUCUAGGAGACACAGAUGAGCAAAGAAUUAAUCUUAGUGCGAUGGAAAAUGCAGAAUGCCCAGUACAAGAUGCUUCACAAAACAACGAAGACUGUGCAAAAAACAUCUCAACUACUGAAUCAGAUUUGCUCACUGUAGAGGAAUUGAUGAAACCCAUUAGAGCAGAUUCAUCUCAUGUGAGAGGCUUUGACCUGGAGCCUGUAAGUCCAGUAAAGCUAACAGACAGCAGAGCAGCUGAAUUUGACAGCCAUUUGCCAUUUAAAGAACUCAAAAAUGAUGCAGUUCUGGAGAAGCAAAGUUUAGAUUUUUUGUUUGAAAAACAUAGUAAAGAAGAAGAGAGUGUUUUUCUCCAGGCAACUGCAAAUGAAGGUAAUCAUCAAAAAGGGACUGAUAAAGAAGACCAGAUUGAUAAAGAGCAGCUUGACUUUUUGAGACAAAAAAUACUACAAGAUUCUGCAUUGUUGCAUCAGGACAGCAAAAUUAAUAAGGCAUGUCAGUCCAGCUCCUGGAGGAACAAGGGAUUGGAUUCAGUGAUUAAUAAGCAAAUAAUGCACAAGAGCACUAGAAGUACAGCUCCUUUACAUAAGAAGAAAUCUCCCAUUGGACCUCAUAUAUUGGUUAGGAGUUCUGGGUAUGGUAAACCCACUUCACCCUUAAAACAACUUUCCACAACUAGUGAAAAGAGAGCAUCAAAAGAAGCUCUCAAAAAGCCAAGUUUGAAAGCCAAAUCACCUCCAGAUAAAGCAAGGCAAAAAGAAACAUUAUUUACUACUAGGAUAAUAAGAUCUGCAAUAAAUGAAUCAGCUUCUAAAAAGAUCAACAAUAUGGUUACGUCCAGCCAGUCAGUUGUUAAUGCCCUUGGACAGCAGAUUAAGGAAAUGGAUUCUUGUGUGCAGUCUCAAAAUGAUUCCUCACUUUUCCCUGUCAAAAGUUGUGAGAGAGAGCUUAAUUUGCUAAAAAGAGUCAAGGAAGCAGAGGAAAAGUUGAAAGCAGCACAUGAUUUAAUUCAGCAGCUAAAAGAUUCAUUUUCACAGAAAGAGAAGGAAAUGGAGAAUAAGAUGGUAGAAAUGAAAAUGCAACAUGACAAAGAGCUUUUUCGGCUGAGUCAAGAAAACUAUGUGCUUCAGACCAAGGUAAAUAGUAUGGAAGAGCUGAGCAAAGAAAAGAAAUGGCUUCACCUUGGGGCAACAGAGACGGUCACUGAAGAAAAGUUAAAGCAAAUCCAAAAGGAAAUUCAAGAUCAAGAGAACCUUCUUCACGGUUAUCAGCAGGAAAAUGAAAGGUUAUACAAGCAAAUGAAAGAACUCCAGAUACAAAACAAGAAAAACGAGGAAAGGAUGUUUAAGGAAAAUCAACAUUUAACAUCUGAGUUAGCGUCCUUAAGAGAACAGAUGGAUAAAAAUAACUUCCUGUCACGAUUAGAGCAGGAUUCUAAGCCAUCAAGAAACCAGAGUUUCACAGAACUGAUUUCAGAACUUCGAGUAGCACAGAAGGAAGAAGCCAAAUUGCUGGAAGAGAUGAAACGGCUUAAGCAAGACAAACAAGCUCUUGAAGUAGAUUUGGGACAAAUGAGGAGAGAGAGAGAUUUGGCAAGAGCCCAAAUUGUUUCUACUUCAGGUGAAAAAUCUUAUGAGAUAAAGAUUAUAGAAGAAUCAUACAAACAGGAAAUCAGUCUUUUGAAAAAGAGACUGCAGUGGUAUGCAGAAAAUCAGGAGCUUUUGGAUAGAGAUGCAAUUCGUCUUAAAGAUGCAAAAGAAGAAAUUGAGAAAUUGAAACUACAGGUUGAUAAUCUCAGAACUGAAGCUGGGAAUCGGUCUGUGCAACAGAAGAAACGUUUAAAGGACAGAGCGGCAGAUGCAAAAAAAAUUCAAGAUCUUGAGCGACAAAUUAAAGAAAUGGAAACAAUUCUAAAAAGAAGGCAUCCAAAUUCUUUGCCUGCUUUGAUAUAUGCUGCUGCUGCAGCAUCUGAGGGAGGUGGUGACAUUUCAGCUAAAUCCAAUACAAUUGAUUUCCUGGAAAGAAGAAUAAAAAAGUUAGAAACAGAACUUGAGGGUAAAGAUGAGGAAGCUAAAAAAAGUCUACGUGCUAUGGAACAACAGUUUCAAAAAAUAAAGCUUCAGUAUGAGCAAAGACUUGUAGAGCUUGAAGAACUCCUUGCCUAUAAAUUGAUGAAUGAACCACAAAAACUGCAUGACAGCAAAGCCAGCUUUACAGCAAUUGAGCAAGAACUUCGUAGUCUAAAGGUGAACCAUCAGAUCACAGUAAAAAAUCUUCAAACAGAAAUUGAAAAUCUUAAAAAUCAAAACUCCCAGUUAGAACUCAAAAAAUGUGAAAGAGAUGAUGAAGACUUACAAACAAUAGAAUACCAAGUGGAACAAGCUCAUGCUAAAGCCAGGUUGGUAAGACUAAAUCAAGAAUUAAUCACCAAAAGUAGAGAGAUACAAGACCUAACAAAAACUGUGGAGAGACUUCAAAAAGAGAGGAGGACGAUGUUGUCAAAUCAUAACUCAAGUGACAAAACUGACGAUAAGGAGAAGUCUACAGAAAUUUUGAAAAAGGCUAUUUUAGCAACAAGUAAAAGGAAUGCCAGCACCAGUGAACCCUUCCCAGACACUCUUGAUGAUAAAAUAUACCAGCCACAUAACUUUGCCGAUUCCCAUAUUUCAGAAGUUCUGCAAGAAAAUGCCAGGUUAAAAGAUGAGCUAGAAAGACUGUCUCUAGAAAUGAGCCAGCAGAGAGUGAAGUCUCAAGCAGCACUGGCUCAUUCUGAAAGUAACAUACGAAGGACAAAGGAAGAUACAGCAGAAUAUAUUGCAGCUCUAAGAGCAUCCCAUCAGCGAGAAGUAGAGAAAAUUCUUUGUCAGCAUGCAGUGGAACAUUCUGCUUCUAAAGUAGCUGAACUAAAUAGCAAAAUUUCAAGACAAGAAAUCUUAAUAAAACAUCUACAAGAACAAGUUAAUGAGCUGCACAGAGAUCAGGAGGCCCUUGCAGUUUCGCAAACGCGAGAGGAAAUCUUGCAAAAAGAGAUGGCAAAACUGUUGGAAGAACUGAGAGAGGCUAAAGAGAGGCAAAGUCCUGAGAUGAAACACUUCUUGUGUCUAGAAAGGAAAAUCAAGUAUAUGGAGAUCAGACACGCACAAAGAGAACAAGAACUUCAGCAGAUAGUGCAACAAACACGACAUGUUGCUGAAGUGCAGCAAACCCAGGAAGUUGAGAAGUGGAAAAAACUUGCCCAAUUAAAGAAUCAAGAGCUGGAGAAGUUUCAAGUGGAAUUAGAUUCAAUAUUAGAUGUUUUACGGGAAUUGCAGAAACAAGGGGUUGUUAUUCCAGUACCUGUUUCAAGUGGAUUAAAUUUACCAGAAAGAUAUUGGAAGACGUGA